Lodderomyces oxycetoniae is the source of this 1398-nucleotide messenger RNA. RefSeq names its product guanine nucleotide-binding protein subunit alpha (gene CAG1). Gene Ontology annotation, molecular function: GTP binding; G protein-coupled receptor binding; G-protein beta/gamma-subunit complex binding. Gene Ontology annotation, biological process: G protein-coupled receptor signaling pathway. Gene Ontology annotation, cellular component: heterotrimeric G-protein complex. Lineage: Eukaryota; Fungi; Ascomycota; Pichiomycetes; Serinales; Debaryomycetaceae. The coding region runs from base 1 to 1398 and encodes 465 amino acids. The transcript has a single exon. The record is from RefSeq and is a predicted model, not a curated record.
AUGGGUUGUGGCACUAGCAUUCCAACAGAUGAAGAAAAUGACCUCUUUUUGCAAGACAAACAAAUCAACGAUGCAAUAGAGCAAUCGUUAAAUUUAAACAAAGCUAAUUCCAAACAAGUUAUUAAACUAUUACUUUUAGGAGCAGGAGAAAGUGGAAAAUCGACGGUAUUGAAGCAAUUGAAAGUCCUACACAAGGGGGGCUUCACACACCAAGAAAGAAUGCAAUACGCCCAUAUAAUAUGGUGUGACGUGAUUCAAAGUAUGAAGAUUUUGAUUAUACAAGCUCGAAAAUUGAAAAUUCCCUUAAAUUGUGAUCAAGCUGAUAGUCCUUUGAUUCCUUAUAAGCAAUGUGUCUUGAGAAGCGAUGCAUUGACUCAAAUCGAUACUAGUGUUGCUGGUGGCCUUGAUUUUCUCAACGACUAUAUAUUAAAGUAUGACGAAAAGAGCAAGAUUAAAAGAAGAAUGGACAGUACGGGAAUUGUUGAGUUUAUGGGCAACUGUAGGGAUGAUGAAAAUGACGGUGUUGUGGAUUCAGAGACUAUGAAUGAAGCCUUGGCAAACCUGCCAUUGAUGGAGAAUGUAAAGUCUACAACUAAUGGAUCACAACAACAACAACAACAACAACAACAACAACAACAAAAACAACAACAACAACAAAAACAACAAAAACAAAAACAAUCUGGAUAUUCAAGAGAAGAAAUCGCAGAAGCAAUACAUAAUUUAUGGACAAGGGAUUCCGGAAUAAAGAAAUGCUUUGAAAGGUCAAAUGAAUUUCAAUUCGAGAGCAGCGCUGAAUAUUAUUUCAAUAAUGUAUUCAAUUUCGCUGAUCCUUAUUAUACUUGUUCCGAUUUGGAUAUUUUAAACGGGCGUAUUAAAACUACUGGUAUAACAGAGACAAAUUUCACCAUAAACUCUUUCCAAUUCAAGGUUCUCGAUGCAGGUGGACAAAGAAGCGAACGAAAGAAGUGGAUUCAUUGUUUCGACGACAUUACAGCUGUGCUCUUUGUUCUCGCGAUCAACGAAUACGAUCAAAUGUUGUUUGAAGAUGAAAGAGUCAAUAGAAUGCACGAAUCGAUCAUUUUAUUCGACCAGUUAUGCAAUUCGAGAUGGUUUGCCAAUACCCCGUUCAUCUUGUUCCUCAACAAGAUUGAUUUAUUUGAAAAGAAAAUCAAACGCAACCCAUUAAGGAAAUAUUUUCCUGAUUAUACGGGUAAAAGUGAUGAUGCUAACGAAGCUAUCAAGUUUUUUGAAACUAAUUUUUUAAAAAUGAAUCGAACAAAUAAACCAAUCUAUGUCCACAGAACUUGCGCUACAGAUACAAAUUCAAUGAAGUUCGUUCUCAGUGCUGUUGCUGAUAUGAUUACUCAACAAAAUUUGAAAAAGAGCGGAAUCAUGUAA